AUGAGUUUUCCUGAUGACAGUGGUGCUAGUCUUCCAGAGGUGAAUGGCUACAGUUUAUGGAAGAAAGAUAAUUCUGAUUCUACUCGUAGUAUGUCAGCUGAACGGUAUGAGUAUUUAUUUGCAAAAUUUGGUCCAGAUUUGAAUAGCAAGAAUGAGAGGGAUAAAUACAACAAUCGUAAUAGUAAAUCAGCUGUUGGCGUGGAUCGAAGUGUGAAUGGCCACCGUCAAUCGCAUGAAUCUGAUGAUCCUCAUAGUAUGUCAGCUUUUUUGCAUGAGGCUGAUUCAAGGGUUGAUACAGAUGAGAGUAGCAAGAAAGUGUGGGAUGAAUACGACAAUCCUAAAAGUAUUUCAGCUUUCAUACACGAGGCUGCUUCUGGAGGCGUUGAUCCAAGUGUGAAUGGCAACCAUCGAUGGGAUGAAUCUGAUGAUCCUCAUAGUAUGUCAGCUUUUUUUCAUGAGGCUGAUUCUUUAAGGGUUGAUACAGAUGUGAAUAGGAAGAAUGUGUGGGAUGAAUACGACAAUCCUAGAAGUAUUUCAGCUUUCACACGCGAGGCUGCUUCUGUAGGCGUUGAUCCAAGUGUGAAUGGCAACCAUGCAUGGGAUGAAACCGACGAUCCUAAUAGUUUUUCAGCUUUUAGGCACCAGACUGUGCAGGAAGACACAGACUUUGCUGAAGAAGACAAAACGCACAAGAUAUGA
Messenger RNA from Lactuca virosa, 699 nucleotides. NCBI's taxonomy places the organism in Eukaryota, Viridiplantae, Streptophyta, Magnoliopsida, Asterales, Asteraceae. The record is from the annotation of a GenBank genome assembly.